AUGGCCGUCUCGUCCCAGCGCGCUUUCCAGAGCACAUUCCGCGUGACGCUCCCUGAUAGACAGGCCGAGCCUAUUUAUCAUGCUCGGCGUGCGCAUAGAAAGUCGAGGAAUGGUUGUCUUGUUUGCAAGGGGCGACGGGUUAAAUGCGAUGAACGCAAACCAGCUUGCCUAAGAUGCGAGAACUACGGAGCCCAAUGUAUAUACGCUCAGAGCUCAUCACCACCUUCAUCGGCCAGCGGAAGCAGCACCCCCAACAGUCUCACCACAAGCAGAUCGACACCACCAAACAACACCCUGGCAUCCCUAUCCAUCUCAGACAUGGUGAAUCAAGUCCGAGGCGCACUAGGAAACGACCUAGCCUUUGCACCCCGCGCCAUGGGGAACCCCGACGCGGUCCUGCAUCUGUCAGUCAACUGUUUCCGGUUCAUGCUGACCUGCUCGACGGAGACGGUUUUUGCGGCGCCGCAUAUCCAGCGCGUGAUGCAGAGGGAGAUGGUCCAUGUUGCGUUUGAUAGCACAUACCUCAUGUACACGAUCAUGGGCUGCGGCAUCCUGCACAUGAACCGCCUCUCGCCCGGCAGCGUCAACGAAUCCCGCGAACUCGCCGAGGCUUACUUCUGGGAGCGCGCUCUACGCCUCUACUCCUCUGCCCUCCAGCACCCAAUCACGGAGAAGAAUGUCUCCGCCCUGAUCUCAGCCUGCAUGCUCAUAGGCGUAACCUCACUAGCACCCGCGAACUUCGAAAUCAAAGACUCGUGGGUCUUCACGGGCCGCAGCAGCGACCUAAACUGGCUAGCCAUUCAGGGCGGCCUAGCAUGCAUCCUCAAGAUGGCCGCGCAAUACGUCCCGGGCAGUAUAUGGGGCGAACCAUUCAGCCAGAGCAACGCGGCCGAAAGCCAGCUCUUCCACUACGAAAUCUUAAAGGGCCGCGAAGGUCUGCACGAACAACUCGCGGACCUGUGCGGUAUCACCGACGACACGACCGAGGCCACCAGUCCGUACUGGUACCCCAUCAAGCUGCUAACGCCGUAUCUGGCGCUCGAGGCGAACGCGCAGAAUGCAGUACAGUGCACGACGUGGAUGGGGCGGAUCGAGCCGGCGUUUGUGAAUCUUUGCCGUGAGCGGGAUCCGCGCGCGCUGGUGAUUCUGGCGUAUUGGAUGGGGCUGAUGUGUUCGGUGUCGCGGUGGCAGCCGUGGGUUGAGGGGCGGGUGAGGCAGGAGUGUAUUGCUGUUUGCAUUUAUCUUGAGAGUCUGGGGAUUGAGGAGGUUCGGCCGUUUUUGGACUUUCCGGCGGCGGCGGCGGGGUAUACCCUGCUUGAGGCUUUAUGA
Molecule: messenger RNA, 1329 nt
Organism: Aspergillus mulundensis
Lineage: Eukaryota; Fungi; Ascomycota; Eurotiomycetes; Eurotiales; Aspergillaceae
Product: Zn(II)2Cys6 transcription factor domain-containing protein
Exons: 3
Coding region: 1-1329 (442 amino acids)
Biological process (GO): regulation of transcription by RNA polymerase II
Molecular function (GO): DNA-binding transcription factor activity, RNA polymerase II-specific; zinc ion binding
Source: RefSeq, a predicted model, not a curated record